This is a messenger RNA of Podospora pseudocomata, 1641 nucleotides long. RefSeq lists its product as uncharacterized. The record is from RefSeq and is a predicted model, not a curated record. The coding region runs from base 194 to 1549 and encodes 451 amino acids. Gene Ontology annotation, molecular function: transmembrane transporter activity. The transcript is spliced from 3 exons. Gene Ontology annotation, cellular component: brush border membrane. NCBI's taxonomy places the organism in Eukaryota, Fungi, Ascomycota, Sordariomycetes, Sordariales, Podosporaceae. Gene Ontology annotation, biological process: transmembrane transport.
CUUGGAUCGUUCUAUUGCCCUUCUACACUAUCAUUAACUGUGCAGGGCGAGAUUGUACGAUUACACAAGACCUGCUUAUUCAUACACUCCCUCCAUCAUCACCGCUGCUCAUCACUUUGCGACACACCAACAUCUGGCAAAGUAAGCAAAUACAGAAACACAGCAACAAGGCCUGCCCCGCGGGUUCAGGGACAUGGCACCAGCCGUAGAUGCCGCGUCCCGCAAAAGGGUUUUGAGGGUCAUCUUUGUUUCCCUGCUGUUAGACUUGCUCUCAUUUACCUUCAUCCUGCCCCUGUUCCCGAAACUGCUCGAGUUCUACCGCAACGCUGAGGCGCCGCUCGAUGCUUCCGCCCCGGCAUCCAAGACUCUGCUUUCCGGCGUGUUGGGCUACCUCAAUGCGUACAAGGCCGCCUUUGCGCGUCCGAUUGAGUCCCGAUAUGAUAUUGUGCUGCUGGGUGGGGCUCUGGGAAGCUUGUUCUCUCUUCUCCAAGCUUUUGCCUCCCCCAUCAUUGGUCACCUAUCUGAUCGCCAUGGCCGGCGCACUGCUCUUCUCGCCAGCAUGGCAGGCAACAUUCUCUCUGUCCUUCUUUGGGUUGUUGCUGUCGACUUCCGAACCUUCCUCGCCUCCCGAGUUGUAGGCGGUCUCUCCGAAGGCAACAUCCAGAUCGCUACCGCCAUUGCAACCGACAUCUCCGAUGACACCUCCCGCGGCUCCACCAUGGCCCUCAUCGGCGCAUGCUUCUCUAUUGCCUUCACCUUCGGUCCGGCUCUGGGUGCUUACCUCUCUACGGUUCCCACCGUGGCAGCCAACCCUUUCGCUACUGCUGCCUCGUUCUCGCUCUUCCUCAUCGUUACCGAGACCGUCUACCUCUGGUUCUCUCUUCCCGAGACCCUCCCCAAGUUGACCGGCACAGACAAGAAGAGCACCAAGUCGGAGGCCAAGCCGAUUCGGAGAACCAACUCUCACUUUCUCCUCAACUUUAUCCACUUCACUUUCUUGCUGUUCUUCUCCGGCAUGGAAUUCUCUCUGCCCUUCAUGACGUAUGAUCUGUUUGGAUAUUCCUCGGCCAGUAAUGGUCGCCUGCUUGGCUAUGUUGGUCUUGUUGCCUCUCUCCUCCAGGGAGGUGUCACUCGCCGUCUUCCACCGCUCCUCUCGGUCAAGACUGGCGUGUUGGCUUGCCUUGCUGCCUUUGCCAUGCUCGGUCGCAUCACCACCGUCGGUGGUCUGUAUCUGGCUGCGACAUGCCUCGCUACCACUUCGGCUACUGUUGUUUCUGGCCUGAACGCCCUGAGCAGUUUCGAGGCGAGCGAGGAUGAACGCGGCAGGAAGCUGGGUGUUAUGAGAAGUUGGGGCCAGCUCGGAAGGGGCCUGGGGCCAAUUUUGUUCACCAGUGUGUACUGGUGGGCCGGGAGAGGCACAGCCUACACCCUCGGUGCGACGGGCAUUGCGGUGGUAAGUGCUCUGGUGUUGUUCGGGUUGAAGACGCCACCUGGGUCGGUGAAGGCCAAGACCAAGACCUCGUCGAAGGUGGAGAAGAGUGAGCUUUAGUUGGCCGAGGGGAAGAGGUGAGGUUUCGUUGUAUCUAUUCUCACGUGAACAUGUUGACCAUAGACAUCUUGUAUGACAUUUGGACUGUCUCU